This is a messenger RNA of Mirounga angustirostris (Northern elephant seal), 5623 nucleotides long. It is a transcript of the gene FZD3, whose product is annotated as frizzled class receptor 3. Gene Ontology annotation, biological process: non-canonical Wnt signaling pathway; canonical Wnt signaling pathway. Lineage: Eukaryota; Metazoa; Chordata; Mammalia; Carnivora; Phocidae. Gene Ontology annotation, cellular component: plasma membrane. The coding region runs from base 635 to 2635 and encodes 666 amino acids. Gene Ontology annotation, molecular function: Wnt-protein binding; Wnt receptor activity. The record is from RefSeq and is a predicted model, not a curated record. The transcript has 7 exons.
CGCCCCGACGCUCCCGAAAGCUCGCGUUCGCUCCGAGGCGGCGCGCGCUGUUGGUCCUCGCUGCUCCGUUUACCUGAGAGACCCGUGGGCGCCCCGGGCCGGCGCUGCAGCCCCCUUGGAGCCCGGCCCCGAGGUGUGAGUUCGUUGUUGGUGUACGGAAACACAACUGAUUUUUGUAUAUUGUUUUGUAUCCUGCAACUUUACGGAACUCAUCAAAGACUUUAGUAUCAAGACUACAAUAUUUUGAGAGGAAAUUACUGAUACCUCCCAUUAAAAAAAGUACUUUUCAGAUAUUUCAGUCAAAGGAAGAAAUAGCUCUUCUCCUAAGAUGGAAUCUGUUGUUUGGGAAUGUGGUUGAUCAACUUGAUAUGUUGGCCAAAUGUGCCCUAUGUAAUAAAAUGAAAAGAAGAGACAAGAUGAUGUCAUUUUCCCAUAUUGUGAAACCAAAAACAAAUGCCUUUUGUGAGACCAAGCUAACAAACCUCUGACGGUGCAAAGAGUAUUUAACUGUUUGAAGAACUUAACAGUAAGAUAUAGAAGAAAUACUUUCAAGCUGAGACCUGCAGGUGUAUAAAGAUCUAAAAUACAUAUUGAGUAGGCCUGAUCAUCCAAAUCUCAUUCAGAUCCAGGAAGGAUGGCUGUAGGUUGGAUCGUCUUCUACUUUUGGCCCUUGACUAUGUUUGUGGGACAUAUAGGUGGGCACAGUUUGUUUUCUUGUGAACCCAUUACCUUGAGGAUGUGCCAAGAUUUGCCUUAUAAUACUACCUUCAUGCCUAAUCUUCUGAAUCACUAUGACCAACAGACAGCAGCUUUAGCAAUGGAGCCAUUCCACCCAAUGGUGAAUCUGGAUUGUUCUCGGGAUUUUCGGCCAUUUCUUUGUGCACUCUAUGCUCCUAUUUGUAUGGAAUAUGGACGUGUCACACUUCCCUGUCGUAGGCUGUGUCAGCGGGCUUACAGUGAGUGUUCGGAGCUCAUGGAGAUGUUUGGUGUUCCUUGGCCUGAAGAUAUGGAAUGCAGUAGGUUCCCAGAUUGUGAUGAGCCAUAUCCUCGACUUGUGGAUCUGAAUUUAGCUGGUGAUCCUACUGAAGGAGCUCCAGUGGCAGUGCAGAGGGACUAUGGUUUUUGGUGUCCUCGAGAGUUGAAAAUUGACCCUGAUCUUGGUUAUUCUUUUUUACACGUGCGUGAUUGUUCACCUCCUUGUCCAAAUAUGUACUUUAGGAGAGAAGAACUUUCAUUUGCUCGAUACUUCAUAGGAUUGAUUUCAAUCAUUUGCCUCUCUGCCACGUUGUUUACUUUUUUAACUUUUUUAAUUGAUGUCACAAGAUUCCGUUAUCCUGAAAGACCUAUUAUAUUUUAUGCUGUCUGCUACAUGAUGGUAUCAUUAAUUUUCUUCAUUGGGUUUUUGCUUGAAGACCGAGUAGCCUGCAAUGCAUCUAGCCCUGCACAGUAUAAGGCUUCCACAGUGACACAAGGAUCUCAUAAUAAAGCCUGUACCAUGCUUUUUAUGGUACUCUAUUUUUUUACUAUGGCUGGCAGUGUUUGGUGGGUAAUUCUUACCAUCACAUGGUUCUUGGCAGCUGUGCCAAAGUGGGGUAGUGAAGCUAUUGAGAAGAAAGCAUUGCUAUUUCACGCCAGUGCAUGGGGCAUCCCUGGAACUCUAACUAUCGUCCUUUUAGCGAUGAAUAAAAUUGAAGGUGACAAUAUCAGUGGCGUGUGUUUUGUUGGCCUCUACGAUGUUGAUGCCUUGAGAUACUUUGUUCUUGCUCCCCUCUGCCUGUAUGUGGUAGUUGGAGUUUCUCUCCUCUUAGCUGGCAUUAUAUCCCUAAACAGAGUUCGAAUUGAAAUUCCAUUAGAAAAGGAGAACCAAGAUAAGUUGGUGAAGUUUAUGAUCCGGAUUGGUGUUUUCAGCAUUCUUUAUCUCGUACCACUCUUGGUUGUAAUUGGAUGCUACUUUUAUGAACAAGCUUACCGUGGCAUCUGGGAAACAACAUGGAUACAAGAACGCUGCAGAGAAUAUCACAUUCCGUGUCCAUAUCAGGUUACUCAAAUGAGUCGUCCAGACCUGAUUCUCUUUCUGAUGAAAUACCUGAUGGCUCUCAUAGUUGGUAUUCCCUCCAUUUUUUGGGUUGGAAGCAAAAAGACAUGCUUUGAAUGGGCCAGUUUUUUUCAUGGUCAUAGGAAAAAAGAGAUAGUGAAUGAGAGCCGACAGGUACUACAGGAACCUGAUUUUGCUCAGUCUCUUCUGAGGGAUCCAAAUACUCCUAUUAUAAGAAAAUCAAGGGGAACUUCCACUCAAGGAACAUCCACACAUGCUUCUUCAACUCAGCUUGCUAUGGUGGAUGAUCAGAGAAGCAAAGCAGGGAGUGUCCACAGCAAAGUAAGCAGCUACCACGGCAGUCUCCACAGAUCCCGUGAUGGCAGGUACACUCCCUGCAGUUACAGAGGAAUGGAAGAGAGACUACCUCACGGCAGCAUGUCACGACUGACGGAUCACUCGAGGCACAGUAGCUCUCACCGGCUCAAUGAACAGUCCCGACAUAGCAGCAUCAGAGACCUCAGUAAUAAUCCCAUGACUCACAUCACCCACGGUACCAGCAUGAAUCGGGUUAUUGAAGAAGAUGGAACCAGUGCUUAAAUUGUCCGAAGGUGGAAAACUUGCGCUAUUUAAAAAGCAGACUUUAUUCUUUGCCUUUGCUUGACUGAUUGCUGUAACUCACUGUUAUCAUGCUUUCAGUCAGGUGCAGAUUGUGUCCAUUGGAAAAGUAAACUUUUACUUUUUAUAUUGCAUCAAACUUGGAACAUCAAGGCAUCAAAAAUGCUAAUAAUUAUACCAUCACAUAAAUAAUUCUUAUUUCUAGGUUAUGAAGAGAUAAUUAUUUGUCUGGUAAGCAUUUUUAUAAACCCACUUAUUUUAUAUUUAGAAAAACCCUAAAUGUGUGGUGACUGCUUUGUAGUGAACUUUCAUAUGAUAUCAACUAGUUGUGAGAUAACAUUCUGGUAGUUGUAUUAAUAAGACGAAAUUUCAGAAUUAAGGAAAUUUUCUAUGCAAGGCUUAUUUCUCAGAUGAAUAGUUGGACUUUGUAGUUUUCUUUCCACUAAGUGAAGAAGAACUAUGUUUUUAAACUGUCGGAGAAUUUGAUAAAUCAGCAAGGGUAUUUUAGCUAAUAGGAUAUAAGAUCAGCAGAAGAAUCUGAAUAGUCUACUGAAGGCUCUUUAAAAAUUCUAUCAAAAUAAUCUUCAUCCAGAGACAUACAGGAUUAGGAUUUGCAAUGGAAUAAAAGGCGGAGAUGGACAUUUUUUCUCUAUAAUUGUGCUCUUUAUUACUUUUGUAAAUAUUACUUUUACUGGCUAUGUUUUUAUAACUUAACCAUAUGCAUGGUGGAAGAAGUUUAAUUUGUAGUCAUCUUUUCCCAUGUAGUAGUAUUGAUUCACAGAGAACUUCAUGUUCAGAUCUGUUCCAUGGAGGCAUGUAAUAAGAGAAACAUCACACAUUAUAAACUUUUUUGUGGGAAUCACAAUUACAAAAUGGCAAAAUGUUUUCUCUAUAUUCUUUGUUGUAGUUUUCUACAGUGAGAUGUGAUCUUGCCAAAGCCACCAGAUCGUGGUACCCAGGCCCCUCCUAUCAGUGACUUGAUUGUCUGCAUUUGCAUUGCCCAGUAGCCAUUAGGCUACAGCUUUUUGCCCCACGUUCUUGUUUUCAGACUCUGGAUCUUUGUUUUUUACAGUUGAAAUAUAUAUAAACUAAGUCCAAAGUGGUGAUUGAGGUAUUUGAAAAUCAUUGUAACUAAAUGAAGCAUGAUUAGUCUUGCUGUGAAGUAUAAUAUUUAGUCUUACCAAUAUCAAUUCAAAAAUGUUUGACAUUUUGUCGUGUACUGUUUAAACAAUUUACAAUAAAAACUGCAAACUUUAUUAGGCAUGAAAUUGCUUAGAAGGGAAAGAAAAAUUGUGGAAAAUGCUGGAUGUGUUUUAUAGAAAAGCGUAUUUAAAAAGUUGUCCUCAGCCCUGACUAUAGAUAAGAAUCCCUUGCGGAACUUCUGAUGCUCAACACCUUCCUCUCAUUCAGAGGAGAAUUAGUAGGUUUUUUUAAAAAGCUUUCUAGGUGAUUCUGAUCUGCAGCCAGGCUGCAGGCUGUUUCAAACUAACUUGCCGCCUGAUAAUGAGCUGAUGGCAUCAUAUUAUAUCACAUAAAUAUCUAGCUGGACUCAAUGUUGUGCUUUUGUAUCAUCACCUGAUAUACAACUUUUCUUCAUUUUAUUGUCCAUUAUAAAUGUGGAAUUUGGGGCCCCACCCCUAAAGAUUCAUAUUCAGUAAGUAAAGUCCAAUUUUAAAGUCUGUAGUUCUAAAAAUACUACAGGUGAUUCUUAAUGCAGGUAAUCCAAGAAUCACACUUGGGAAAAUAUUCCAGGACUCUAGAGAGGCCUGGCUUUGUCAUACGCCAGUUUUGUCACCUUUAACAAGUAAAUUUCUCUGAGCCUCAGUUCCCUUGUUUAUAAAUGAAGAUAGAAAAUAAGUACCUACCUCACAAAGUUGUCAAAUGGGGAUCACAUGAAAAAUCAUAUGAAAGCUUUUUGAAAACUGUAAAGCAUUAUGAAAUAUAAGGGAUUAAGAUUAUUAAGGAUUUAACGGGGCGCCUGGGUGGCUCAGUCGGUUAAGCGACUGCCUUCGGCUCAGGUCAUGAUCCUGGAGUCCCGGGAUCGAGUCCCGCAUCGGGCUCCCUGCUCAGCAGGGGGUCUGCUUCUCCCUCUGACCCUCCCCCCUCUCAUGCUCUCUCUAUCUCAUUCUCUCUCAAAUGAAUAAAUAAAAUCUUUAAAAAAAAAAAGAUUAUUAAGGAUUUAAGAGAUUUGUUUGAGGGCUACUGUAGUACAUUCCUUGACAUGUGUUUAAUUCAUGUGUACUUUUUUCCUCUCCUUUAAAAUAAAAAAUACCAAGAAAUUAGGUGUUGAAAAAAAAGGCUUUCAUCAAGUACAAAAAUCAGUUUUCUGAUAAUUUGUAUGUCAUAUUUUUUCAAAGUACGUAUGUCUUAUUGUUUAUGAUUAGCUCUUUAUAGAACAUAUUUGAACAUUUAGCCCCAAAGCAUUUUUCUUUUUCCUCUGUCUUCAUCGUCUUUCUCCUUGGAACUGGAGUUAGUACUAGAUAGGCAGACUCUAAUUUCCCUCAUAACUGACAAUUAGUAAACCUUUCCUCUGAAGGCCAAAUUUACAACAACUCAUUUAUGCAGUAACUUAGUAAUUCAUAAGGCUUUUUUUCUGAGAAUCUCCCCUGAGAACAGCAUGAGGACCAAAACAAACAUUCAGAAACAAAAAUAAGUUAAAAUAGAAGGUACCAGUUUGAGCUCAAAGAUGUUGUCAUCCAUCGCCAUCUGCAUUAUAUUAUCAAUUGCCAAAAUGUUAAUUGAUUUUCUUGUACAAGUAGGCCAAGUGUAGACAGUUAUGAAUAUCUUAACUUUGUGCUCCCUGUUUUUUAUAUAUGCAUUUUAUCUUCUUUGUUAAACUCACUGUCAGCAUAUAUGUAAAUGCUAUGUUGACAUUUCAGUUACUUUAAGUAUCUUAAUUUUGCUCCACAAAAUUUAUUUAAUAUCAUCAAUGCAUCGUUUUAGAUACAGUAUUUAGUUUGGGUCAUGUUA